Messenger RNA from Sitodiplosis mosellana (orange wheat blossom midge), 6118 nucleotides. Its product is annotated as serine-rich adhesin for platelets-like. Bases 434 to 5821 code for a protein of 1795 amino acids. The transcript has 5 exons. Lineage: Eukaryota; Metazoa; Arthropoda; Insecta; Diptera; Cecidomyiidae. The record is from RefSeq and is a predicted model, not a curated record.
GUCGAAUUUUGACAUUCCACACGCACACAGACUCACAAAAUGCUUUGAAUUGUUUAGCUUUGGUCGUGCAACGACAACGAUGUAUAGAAAUUUGGCGGUAAACAUUAAGAUACAUUGAUGCUUAAGUGUGAAGCAGCAUGCAGAUGUGUAUAGAACCGUCACAAGAAACAUUCGCUUACUGUUUCUGUUGUGAAUUUGUGAAUGUCAAUUUUUGCUGUGGAUUUGAGUUCGAUUGCAUUCGGAAAUUUCACCGGAAUUUCUGCGAAAUAAAAUGUGCAUUUCCAUUGGUUUGACAUAAACUAUUUCGUGAGCAAAUAUUGCAUGAGCAUUUAUUCAAACGCAGAAGAAAAAUAUCGGGUGAUUUUGUGAUUGAAACGCCCAGAGUGCCAUUCUGUCACAAGCGAAAAAAAAGUUACAUACAAAACACACAAAAAUGGAUUCAAUGACUUCAAUGAGUGGCUCAGAAAUUGCCAGGCUAGUACUUGGGUACUUACAAAGUCAGCGAACAGAUGAAAAAGCAUGGAACAAACUUGCACUGGAUUUCUGCAAAUUGAACAAGACAUAUUUGCGGGAAGAAUACAACUUGUUAAGCCGUGGCAUCAAAUUGAAAUAUGUCAGUAAACCCCGCACAUUAGUCGACAUCUUCCGGGAAUUCAUUGAAAUCGAAGAGAUUGUGAAUGGAUUCUUCGAAACUGAACUGAAACGCCAUGACGAAAUCCCCAGCGAAUUGUUAGGAGUGCAUUCGUUGAAGGACAAAGUGCAGUAUGCAUGCCGAAUGUUCAACUCAGCGGGAGACAGCAGCGAGUCAAGUCAAAGUCAUUUAACGAGAAAGCGCCCCAAUGUGUGCAUUUACCAAAGUGAAUAUGAUUCCGAUUCGAGUGCGAAUGUAUCGCCAGAUGCGACAAAUGUUGAGGAUUUGCCUGGAUACACACACCCCCCGUCGAAGCGACGCAAAAUCUUCGAUCCAAGCCUGAUCAUAUCGAAUCGAAAAGAGAAUAUUCGUCUUGAUGACAAUAAAUCGGAUUGGCCAAAGGCGACUCCACUGAAAUCGAGUGUAACCCAGGUUCCAAUGUCGAGUAAGCAUUUACAAGCGUCAGCGUCAAAAGUGGUCAUCCCAGGAAAAGAAAUAUCUGAUUCGUUUUUAGCAAAUGAGUACCAGACCAUCAUUGCACAGAGAAUCAAUAGCGUCUUCGACAAUAGCAAUGUAUCGCUUGUGGAACAGGUCAAUGAUAAAAUGGGCGGCAUUGUUAAUUCAAUUCAGCCGACCUUUGAUGAUAUCAUCAACAAUCUCGGCCUAGAUAUAUAUGAUGUGCAAUCACUGGAUUCGUCGUCAAGUAUAUCAAAACACGAAUUUGAUGUCAACGAAUCGGCAAGUGAAAGUCGACAACUCGACACCCCAGUUCCUAAUGAUGCUAAUCGAAGCGGAAGAUAUGAAUUACGGUCGCAAAAUAAACGAAUACCCGCAUUGAACGCAUCCAUCGAAACGAAACGAAAGAAAAACGGCAAGGCAGAAAUCAUUUCCGAUGAAAAAGUUAAUAUUUUGCCUGAGAUUACAGUGCAACCGGGUUCGUCACCGAUUCUGGUUGAUUCAGACUCAGAAGGAGCCGUAACAACCACAUCGCAACAACAGUCUCAAUUGCCAUUUCCUCAAGGUUGGUUCUUGUUCCAAGAUGCACAAGGUCAGUAUUAUGUAUCAGAUGUGGCGCCAACGACGACUUUGUCAUAUGACACACAACAAUCACAGCAGUCGACAGCAUCCGUCAAUAUGAUCGAUCCGUCACAGAUCAUCAACCCAUCGAAUCAACUGAAUAUGAAAAUUGUCAGUCUGGAAAAUUCCAGCAAUCCAAAUGCAUCGAAUCAAUGUGCGAUUCAAACGGACCUGAAUCAAGCUGCGAGUAGCGAUGAAGUUCGAGAUCGUAUCAUCGAGAUCAACACUGAUGAUGUGAACAAAGAAGGUACCCAACCAGUGCAAAUCACACAACAGCCCUCCGAGGAGAUGAAAGAAGUGGUGAAAAAGCAAAGCAACAUUUUUGAACAAUUGAAAGAGAAAAGUUUUUCUCAGUUCAAGCAAAUCAGCGAACAAAAAGUCGUGACACCAAAGCAACUGAUUCGACCGAAUAUUCCAGGCAGUUCAAGAAGUUUAUCGACACCACGGAACAAAAAUCCACAUGUACGAGUACUGGAUUUCAAUACACCAACUCGCUUCCGACUGUCGGAGAUUUUGGAAGGUAAAAAUGAAUCGUUUAUCAACACGUCGCGAUUCUACAGCGAAACACCGCAAAAUCGUUCGAUCACAUCGUCAAUGCCGAGCUCAGCACCACCAAAGGUGAACUCAGUCAUCCAAAGCGAAAAGAAAUCCGAUGAAAAAUUAGCAGAAUCAUCAACGGCAGAGCCAUUCGUUCCUACGAAUGAAGAUACAGUCGUUUCGGCCGAGGGCGAAACGCCAAAGUUGCGCAAAGUUAAUCGGAGAAGUGUCGUUCGAACCAUUUCAGAGCGCAAGGAAAUAAAUCCGGAAGAGAAUGAGAAGCGUUUGAAACGAGUGGCCAAAACAAAGAAGAAAAUUUGCCCCGAAGAAGGCGACAGCAACGAAAGUGACACGAACAACAAAAAAGAAGUAGCUAAAGAACCCGUUUCCAAGGAGGAUGCAUUGGCUGAAUGGCAGCGCAUUCGAUCGGCUCGAAAUAAUCCAGAGUUAUUUGAGCAAAACUUGCGCGAACAAAAUAGCAAAAGACAAGAGAUCGACAUAUCGACGGGUAAAAAGAAGCGACAACGGCGAACCAAGAAAAAACCCGUGGCCAAAGCAAAGCAAGCAGCCAAAGCGAUACUUGAUGAAUCGGCGAAAUCGGUUGACAUUUCGAUGAAUUCGUCACUCGAUCCAGACUUGUUGAAUUCGACGGAAACGAAUAUGGAAGCGCAAAUGUUGGAAGACAUGUUGAAAAGUGCCAAAAAAGUGACACCGAUGAAACAAGAAAUCAUUCCAAAAUCCACAAAGAAAAAGACACCAAUCGGAAAGUUGCAAAUCAAAUUGAUGCCUUCGCCAAAGAACAAAGCCUUAAAACGACUGAAAUCAAAGAAGAAUCUUACCUCAACACAAACUUCAGAGGAUGUGAAGAAAGAUGAACCGGUUGCUAGUUGCAGCACAACCGAAAAUCCAACUGAAACGGAGGCCGAGCCCAAGCCUGAAAAUAAAAUCCAGAAACCGACUGAGUCGGAACCCGUCAAACCAAUCGAAAAUACAACCGAUGUCGUGGAAGUGGCACAAAAUUUGAUCAGCAUGCGUGAUGUGAUUCUACAACAGGAAAGUCAACGGAAACAAGCACAACAGUCCGAAAUUCAAAGUGAUUCGGUGUCAAUGUCACAGCCAACAUUUGAAGUGGCUUUGUUCAAGACAAAUAGCGAACCAAUGCCCGUUAAAUUCGAUUCGGAUCUACUGAAAUAUGUGAGCCAAGGGAAUUUAAGUUUGUCAAAUCUACUUGAGACACCGUAUAAGGAUGGUAUGCAAAUCUUCCCAAAAACGCCAGGAAUCACCAGUUUACUGUCGACGUUGAAUACACCAAUGCUUCGGCCAGUGGAGUUUUUUAUGGGCAGUUCAGUAAUCAAAGAUUCAAAGUUCCUCACUCCAAACAUGCCAAUCACUCCCGGUUCCGGUUUCACACCCGUUUCAUUCAAGGAUAUCAUUUCGCCGAGAAGCGAUCAGGAACUCAUUUAUGGAGCAGCGAAUCGGCCAACUGACUAUUCGUCAAGCAGUUCAUACUAUAAACCUGAUGAAUCCGAUGGCAUUGACAAACAUAUCCAGGCAUCCCUUCAAACGACACGAACAAAUAGUGGUGUGUACAGUACCGAUGAAAUUGAUGAUUCCAAAGUCGAUGAUACCACUCAAAAUACGAUGAACAGUUCAUCGUCAUCAAGUUCGUCGUCUGACAGUGAUUCAGAUUCGGACAGUGAUUCAUCGUCUUCCUCUGAUUCGGAAACGUCACAAAUUUCGCUGAAAUCAAUGGAAAAAGAGCCGCAACCAGUUGAACGUGUAGAAUUGUCGCAACCAGUUGAACGUGUGGAACCAUCGCCGCCAAAAGUUGUUGAUGAAGACUCAACACAAAUACACACACAAAUAAUCAAAUCACACUUGGUCUCAAGCAGCGAAGUGAACAUUGCCCGAAAUAUCUUGUUAACAAAACCAGAAGAGCCGAUAUUGAAUGAAGAAGCCGAACGAUUGGCUUUGCUCGAAGAGAAAAAGCGUCGAAUGCAGGAGACGUUACGCGGAAUUGAAAUGAAAAAUCAUGAAAAAUUCAAACCACCAAAAAAGGUUCGUACAAUAGCCGAGGUGACACGAGAUCGAAUACAAAGUCGACUACGGAAACCUCUAGUCACUGUAUCGCCAUCGAAACGAAAAUCCACACAGCCAAAGAAAAUCGUGCCGGUUCAUUCGCGCCAGAUUUACUCGCACAGUGCGAAUGUGAUCAGUACUCCGAUGGAAAUAGGGACGGAGGUUGAGUUGAAGGUGCAAAGUGUGAAUACCGAACGGUUGAUACCCGAAGCGGCCAGCGAUAAUGCAAUCGCCGAUGCAUCUGAUGUGAGUACGACGCGAAAUCCACAAUCCAGCCCGAAAGAUGAAGAGGAAAGCGUCGAAGCCAUCAAAAGUCAUAUAAACAAAAGUCCUGAAUUGGUUGAUACUGCGGGGGCGGCACCGAUUAAGGAAGCUGGUGGCUCAAAGAAAACCUCGGCCGAAGACUUGAUCGCUACGUUAUCGGAAAAGCAAAAGAAGUUCGAUGCCAAUCGGCCGAAAAUGAAGACUGAAGUAAUUGCAGCGUUGCCAUUACCAAGAACGACUCGAUCUCGAUCGAAAAAUCUGACGUCAAUUCGGCCAGCACAAAAUAUUAUAACAGCCGCUCCACCGAGUUCGGCCAAGGGUGGCCAGAAAGCAACAGCAAACGCCAAAGAAAAGAGAAAGUCGAAAGAGAGUGUUCCAGGGCAACCGGUAAAAAAGGUUACAAAUGAAACAGCAAAGAAGGAACUAACAAAGGAAGAGGCGUCGAGUAAAAUGAAAGAAACAUUUGAAACGCCAGCCAAAGAGAAGCAAAAACGUCUAGCAUUUGAUAUAUUCGGCCAUUGCUCUGAUAUUGAAACGCCAAUCAAAUCGCCACCGAAAAUCGUAGCCAAACCGAAAGAAAAUCCCGUCGCUCGUAAGCGAAGUUCAACACCGCCCAAAGAGCCGGAACGUGAAAGCAAUAAAUUCGAGGCCGAUAGCAGCAAUGUGAAAGAUGAAGAUGAGGCAGAUGACGACGAUGACGACGAUGACGACGAUGACGACGAUGACGACGAUGAUUCAAGUGAGGAAGAAGACUUUGAAAUGUGCAUGUCGAUUGAUGAAACCGACAAGAAGAGAUUCUUUUCGAUUCGAGAGACUGCAUCGUUCAAGCCACGAGCCCCGGUACAAGGUGUCACUUUUGGAACACAGAAUAUUGUAGUCGAUUGUUUGACUAUCCAUUUGGCACCCAGCGAAGAAAUUGAAUUGUACACGCAAGACGUCGACAGUGUGGCGGAGAUGAAUAAAGAGCGUCAACAACGCCGUAGCACAAUGGAGGUCAAAGAGGGAGCAAACAAUGUGCCAACGUCAAGCUCUGAGGCCAUAUAUGGUAAACCACUUCACACAUCGACUCCAUCGCCACCAAAAACUGUUACGCCGAAAUUCAACAUCAAACACAAACCUUCUGAUACUGUGUCUCCAAAAUCAGCCAAGCGCCAGAAUAAAGAUGAUUUGUUCAAUGGUAUUCAGAUGUCAAUCGAUGAUGUGCUGUCAUCACUGCACCCCAAUAACACUUGAUUAAAGACCGAAUCUGAUAUGUUAGGAUACGAGACAAAGGAAAUUAGGGUCCAUUGAUAUAUUGAAAAUCACUUUCAAUCUAUUUUUUUUCUUCAUCUUUUUAAUCAAAAGUUAUAAUUUCUUCUUACUUUUCACGUAAUCCUAUUCCUAAGUAAUAAGCAUAACAUUCGAUGAAAUAUUUAUUAUCCAUUUAAUUAAGUCAAUUAAAUCACAGACUCUGAAUAAGUAAACGUACUCGAAUGGAGUAAAAACUGAAGUUUAUUUUAAGAAUAAAUAAAUCCAGUUGAUUGAGUUUGA